Messenger RNA from Ananas comosus (pineapple), 771 nucleotides. Its product is annotated as dirigent protein 4. The transcript has a single exon. The record is from RefSeq and is a predicted model, not a curated record. Lineage: Eukaryota; Viridiplantae; Streptophyta; Magnoliopsida; Poales; Bromeliaceae. The coding region runs from base 1 to 564 and encodes 187 amino acids.
AUGGCUACUUCAAAGAGAGUUCAAACCCUGCUUCUCCUCGCCUUCUUUGUAUGCGUCUUUGCACACCGCUUUCCGGCGCUCGGCGCCCACCCGCUGCUUGGCGCUGAGAAGCUGACGAAGGUGCACUUCUUCCUCCACGACACCCUCAGCGGUAGCAAGCCCUCCGCGGUGCUCGUCGCGCACCGCGAGAACCACACGGGGUUCCCGAACGACCCGACGCCCUUCGGCACCGCGUUCGUGAUCGACGACCCCCUGACGGCGGGGCCCGAGCUCGAUUCGGGCGUGGUCGGCAACGCACAGGGCCUCUACGUGUCGUCACGCCAGGGACCGCUGUCCCUCGUGCUGGGCGUCGACUUCGAGCUCACAGCGGGGCCCUACAGCGGUAGCUCGUUCGUGGUGUUCUCGAGAAACCCCGUGACGGAGCCGCACAGGGAGCUCGCCGUCGUCGGCGGCCGCGGCGCGUUCCGCCUGGCCCGGGGCUUCGCGCAGCUGCACACGCACUACUUGAACACGACGAACGGAGACGCCGUGAUAGAGUACGAUGUCACCUUGCUGCACUACUGAUAUGAUCAGUAGUUGAUCGAUCAGGUGGAAUGAUGUUGAGUACGUAGUUGCUUAUAUUAAUUAUUCUUGUUCUAGUUGCUUAUAUUAAUGUUAUGUGAAUGUUCUGGUCAUGUAAACUUCAAACUUGGACUUGUAAGGGUUUGGAAUAUUUCUACUUUUCACAAAUAAAGUGUGUAUUUUGCAAAGAGUUGUUCGCGUUGGACAUAA